UCUAUAUAAGGCUACAUGAGUCAGCUGUUAGUGUGUACAGAUCAACUGUUAGUGUUUUGUCUCUUCAGUCAUCGUCUCCACUGGCACUGACAGGAUGGCACAGCCGGAGUGGAUGAGUAUUUUCCAGAUAAAAACAAAUGAUCUUCCAGAAGAAGACUCCUGGCGUCUGCAGUUUGAUGACAAUAUUGUACCUGACAGCCCGAACUCUGGAUGGAAGCAGUACAUCAGGAACACCAGUGCAUGGUUCAAAUGCACCUCCUGUGGAAGAGGCUGGCCAUCCAACAAGGUGAUGGUGCUCUUCAACAUGCGCCUGACAAAGUGGGAGGGCGUGGUCAAGGUGAGGGCCUUCCGUCAGAACUGCAAGAAGUGCAGCGCAGCUCCGAUGGAGAAGCCCACCAUCACCCCCGAAAACAUAGACAUCCUCCUGGAGAAUCUGAUGAAGAAGAUAAGAAUAAAAUGCUACCAUGAAGACCUGGGCGAAGCACAAACACCUUAUCAAACCCUUGAAGUCAAAAGUCCCCAUGAGCCUGCUCAUUGUGAGGCUUGUAUUGCAGGCUAUUGCUCUCAAAGCUCUUAAUUUGAAAUAUGAAUAUAUUUGUCUCAGGCUUUGUGUAACACACUUUAGUAAAGCAUCAAUUGUAUUUGAUCUCCUCUCCUUUCUUGCCGUGUCAUUGUUGGUUGCUUCUAUCAUACUUACAGUAUAAACAAUAGUCAAGUGCAUGCAAGCUUUUAUAUUUAUUCUUUUUGGGGGUCAAAAGUCCUUAACAUAUGAAGUUGUCUUCUCCAAAGCAUUAAAAUAACAUUCUUACAAUCAGUAAUGUUGGGAAUAAUUGAAGUAUAUACAAACAAUAAUGGUGUGAAUGUGUUCUGUUUUCAAAUACUUUUGUCUGAUUUUAAAUGUAAUGUAUGAUUAUUGCACAAAAAGGAAAUAUAUAAGCAGGUCAAUGAAUUUGGACACUUGAAGUACAGUUUUUAUAAAGUAGUCACUAAGAUACCGGUAAACUAAUCUUUAAACAGUACAAUGUUUAACCCAUAAGAACCCAGACCCAUUUCUACUUUUGGGGAGAUUAAGGGGAAGACAAUUUAGACUAAAUUGUUAUGAUUCGUAUUAGUUUUCCCUGUUUAAUUUGUUCAGUCAAGAUCUGCUUUCCUGUUUUAUUUGUGAAAAGUGUUCACCCCCCGUCUUGUCUGUUGCUUCCUGUCUCUGUGUUCCUUCCUGCUUGAUUACCCGAUUGUGUUCACCUUGUGCGGUGCCCCUGUGUUUUCUCCUCCCUCCCCACCUGUGUCUUGUUUGUGUGAUUAGUCUUGUUGUGCGCAUUUAAGUUCUGUUUUUUCUGUCAGUCCUGUUGUGAGUUUGGAAGUCGUUGGAAGGAUUCUGUUCUGAGGGAUUUCAUGUUUUACCUUGCCUUAUUUUACUUUGUUGCCUGUUACGCAAUUAAAGGAUUUUUUGAUUUUCAACCAAC
Gymnodraco acuticeps is the source of this 1463-nucleotide messenger RNA. Its product is annotated as receptor-transporting protein 3-like. Gene Ontology annotation, biological process: protein insertion into membrane; protein targeting to membrane. The record is from RefSeq and is a predicted model, not a curated record. NCBI's taxonomy places the organism in Eukaryota, Metazoa, Chordata, Actinopteri, Perciformes, Bathydraconidae. Gene Ontology annotation, molecular function: olfactory receptor binding. The transcript is spliced from 2 exons. The coding region runs from base 95 to 577 and encodes 160 amino acids.